GAAGGCUAAAUUAGUAAAUUCAUAAUCCAAGUGGCUACUGUUUAUCUUGCUGCUCAGAAGUCAAGGGAGCAAACCAAAGAUUGCAGGUAGGAGAAGUGGAAGCUGAAAACUCUUCUCAUCUCCAUGGAAACCGUAUUCUCAGUAACAACCCCUGCAUCAACGGCAUCCACUCUCUUCUCCAUAUCCAAAGCCCUCAACCGCCAUCUCUCCAGGACCAAGUCUCCUCACCUCGUUCGAUGCCUCCAUACUCGUUUGCUGACUCAGCGCCGUCUCGUUCGCCCCGUCACCACCUCGUUCUCUUCUUCGCCUCCAUCUUCUCUGCGUGGCUUGUGUGCCUCAGUACUGCUUUUGCAACUGCAGCGCCGCCUGGAGUGCAUUUCCAGCUCUGCAGCGUCGUUUGGGACCGGUGGCGGUGGAGGCGGCGGCGUGUUCGGCAAUGGAGGCGGCGGAAGAGGCGGUGGUAAUGGAUCGGAAGGUAGAGAUUCGACUGCUAAAUUGAGAGCUGGAGGAACUGAUGAGCUUCCUGCUUUGUCUCCUGAUGUGAUCAUUCUUGAUGUUGGAGGAAUGACAUGUGGUGGAUGUGCAGCUAGUGUGAAAAGAAUACUGGAAAGUCAACCACAAGUGUCUUCUGCUAGUGUAAAUCUCACAACUGAAACAGCAAUAGUAUGGCCUGUUUCUGAAGCCAAGAAUGCACCAAACUGGCAACAAGAAUUAGGAGAGGCACUAGCAAAGCAUUUAACCACAUGUGGUUUUAAAUCUAACUUACGGGAUACAGGGAGAGAUGAUUUCUUCAAGGUUUUUGAAAGAAAGAUGGAGGAUAAGCAUAAUCGCUUAAAAGAAAGUGGUCAUCAGCUUGCAGUCUCCUGGGCCUUGUGUGCUGUAUGCCUCAUAGGUCAUCUGUCUCAUAUAUUUGGAGCUAAGGUGUCAUGGGUGCAUGUGUUUCAUUCAACUGGGUUUCAUCUGUCAUUGUCUUUGUUUACUUUGCUUGGCCCUGGGCGUCAACUUAUUCUUGAUGGUGUAAAAAGUCUUUUUAAGGGAGCUCCAAACAUGAAUACGUUAGUUGGUCUUGGGGCAUUAUCAUCGUUCACCGUUAGUUCCUUUGCUGCCUUAAUACCAAAACUGGGUUGGAAGGCAUUUUUUGAGGAGCCAGUUAUGUUAAUAGCAUUUGUUUUGUUGGGAAGGAAUCUUGAACAGAGGGCAAAAAUUAAAGCAACCAGUGAUAUGACAGGACUUUUGAGUAUCCUGCCUUCAAAAGCUCGUCUAAUGGUUAAUGGUGAGGUGAAUAAUGGGGAUUCAGUUGUUGAAGUUCCAUGUAGCAGUCUCUCUGUAGGAGACCAAAUUGUUGUAUUACCUGGAGACCGUGUUCCAGCAGAUGGGAUAGUCAGAGCUGGUAGAAGCAUUGUUGACGAAUCCAGUUUGACGGGGGAGCCACUUCCAGUUACCAAAAUAUCUGGGAGUCAAGUUGCAGCUGGAAGUGUAAACCUUAAUGGGACUCUUACCAUUGAAGUGCGGAGACCGGGUGGUGAGACUGCAAUUGGAGACAUUGUUCGCUUGGUGGAAGAAGCACAGAGCAGGGAAGCUCCUGUACAGCGAUUAGCUGACAAUUUUGCAAAUUUUAUUUAUAUUCACCAGGUGGCUGGGCACUUUACUUAUGGAGUGAUGGCCCUCUCUGUUGCAACAUUUAUGUUCUGGAAUCUAUUUGGUCCACGCAUUCUCUCUGCAGGCUUUUGUCAAGGAAAUACAGUUUCACUGGCUUUACAGCUUUCCUGCAGUGUUCUGGUUAUUGCUUGUCCAUGUGCUCUUGGUUUGGCGACACCUACUGCGAUGCUGGUUGGAACCUCAUUAGGUGCAACAAAGGGAUUGCUUCUGCGUGGUGGAAGUGUUUUAGAGAAAUUCUCUAUCGUGAAUACAAUUGUGUUUGACAAAACAGGAACUCUUACAAUUGGCAGACCUGUGGUGACAGAUGUUGUAAUUCCAGGAGACACAGAGCAUGCAGAUCAAAGGUCAGAAGAUGAAGUUCUGAAAUUAGCUGCUGCUGUAGAAUCAAAUACUGUUCAUCCUGUUGGGAAAGCAAUUGUGGAAGCUGCCCAGGCUUUUAAGUCUCCAUUUCCAAAGGUGCUGGAUGGAACAUUUGUUGAGGAACCCGGGUCUGGUGCAGUAGCUAUUGUAGAGAACAGAAAGGUUUCUGUUGGCACUCUAGAGUGGGUUCAAAGGUAAUUUCUGGUUUCCUUUUACCCAGCAUUGUGGAUCUCUAAUUUGGGAGAUACUGCAAAUCUCUGGUCUUAUUAUGUAUGGGAAACACUUUGCUUUUAUCCUUUUCUGCAUCUAUUCUGCACUUGAAACUAAUUCUUGCUGAUGUAUACUGUGCAUUUUCUCAUGAGCUGACUAAGUGGUAGAUCUGCAGCAGUGUUUGGUUUAUCUUUUUUUUUUUUUUUUGUGAUCCAAUUGAUUACCAGUGGUGAGCUUAAAUCAGGUGAGGCAAUUGCCAUGCAACUCUUGGGAGGAAACAUGCAUCCCUGCCAAAAUUCUUCUUUGUCCCACAUGAGUUUUGCUGAAAUUUUUAGCUCUCCAGAAAAACCACAAUGGAAAUAGUCUUAGCCUUUUAAAUAUUGUGUAAUCAGCUACAUGGUAACAACUUUGUUUGUAACAAAAAUUUCUCUUUUCUUUUAGAUUAAUAGUUUAUUUGAUGCUACUUCUGAAUGGUGAAUGGUGAACCAUCUUAUCAAUAUACCCUCAUCCAAUGACAGCACCAUGAUUUUAUCUAGGUGUAUAUCAUGUUUCCAUUUAUUACCAUGCGGGGGUUAAUCAUAAAUAUCUGGAAAUGAAAUAUAAUCUCUGUAUUUGUUUAAUGAUACUUGCAAUAUUAAAUUUUUACUCUCUAGCAGUAUUCUUUCUUUAAGGGCAGUUUGGCAAUUUUUCAAUUUCUUAGUUUUUUUGGGUGUUUGAUUGGAAGUGUGCAUAUGUUGUCAAUAUUUGGUUAUGUUUUUAUACUCCUCUUUGAAACCUUCUCUUUUCCUCCCUGAAAUAGGAAAAAUUGCAGAGUAUGAACAAAACCCCUGCAAAUCC
This is a messenger RNA of Rubroshorea leprosula, 3066 nucleotides long. The record is from the annotation of a GenBank genome assembly. Lineage: Eukaryota; Viridiplantae; Streptophyta; Magnoliopsida; Malvales; Dipterocarpaceae.